Molecule: messenger RNA, 572 nt
Organism: Paramecium sonneborni
Lineage: Eukaryota; Ciliophora; Oligohymenophorea; Peniculida; Parameciidae
Source: the annotation of a GenBank genome assembly
AUGAAAUUAUAAGAAUCCAUUGCUAUCAAAUUUCCAAUUAAUGAUCGUGCAAAAAAGAUAAAUGAUAGCAAUAAUUGCACCAAUUUUAAAUUAGAAUUUGAUUAGAAUUCCAAUUUGCUAUCUUAACGAAAAAGUGAAGAAACUCUUGCUGUUGAAAAAAAGACCAACAAUUUUACUAUCAUUUCAAAUAUGUUUGAAUUAGAAAAAAAAAAUUUAGAAAUCUUCUUGUAAGUAUAAGAAAGGAAUACUCAAAUUUAAGAACUGUAAUCUCAAUUUGAAUAAUUAAAAAUUAAUUAAGAAUAAUAGAUUAGAUAGUAAAAUUAAGAAAAAGAUGAAUUACUAUAAAAGUAAUUUUAUAUAUUAAAUCAAAUAGUAUUAGUUAAUUAGAAUAUUAAUGUGAAUAGCAGAAAAAAUAUAUUAAAUAAAUUCCAAUGAUGUAAGUAGAGGUUAAAGAAUGGAAAGAUCGCUUUCUUAAUUUAAAUAAAUUAUUUCAUCAAUCUUAAGAAGUACUAUUUAGAAUUGAGGCUGAGUCGUAAACUAGUUAAAGAAGAAUUCAGAAACAUAAAUUCUGA